Molecule: messenger RNA, 435 nt
Organism: Guyanagaster necrorhizus
Lineage: Eukaryota; Fungi; Basidiomycota; Agaricomycetes; Agaricales; Physalacriaceae
Exons: 1
Coding region: 116-358 (80 amino acids)
Source: RefSeq, a predicted model, not a curated record
ACGAGUACCGCGGUGUUCAGUCGUUUACGGUCCAUGCGCACUGACUUUUGGUCAAGUCGUUAGCCUUGACGAAUCUUGCUAAAGGCGAGUUCUGUUGUUGAGAAUUCACUCCAGUAUGGGGUACCUGAACGACGUUGUUCAUUUCAGUGGUGGUAGUACAUCACUGAUACAGGAUAACGCGGCAUACACACGGUUCCGACCUUUUAUUGCUGUGACGGGAAAUGACUCAUUAGGUCACGUCACACUGGCGCGCGUCCGCGUUAAUGCCCUAGGCGACAGAAGGCGAAAUACUGAAGGAAGUGAACGGAAGAUACGAGGGAUUUUUCAAUGUCUAAGGACAGAGGAGUUUGAAAGGUAAAACUCUCACCUGCUUGUAUGUUUGGCGCGAGGAUAUCACUGUGGACUGGGAGCAAGAACGAGAAACAUCUGUUGGGC